Corythoichthys intestinalis (scribbled pipefish) is the source of this 1563-nucleotide messenger RNA. RefSeq names its product DnaJ heat shock protein family (Hsp40) member B1b (gene dnajb1b). The transcript has 3 exons. Bases 217 to 1248 code for a protein of 343 amino acids. Gene Ontology annotation, molecular function: transcription corepressor activity; Hsp70 protein binding. Gene Ontology annotation, biological process: negative regulation of transcription by RNA polymerase II. The record is from RefSeq and is a predicted model, not a curated record. NCBI's taxonomy places the organism in Eukaryota, Metazoa, Chordata, Actinopteri, Syngnathiformes, Syngnathidae. Gene Ontology annotation, cellular component: cytosol.
UCACUGGGCGUGGUUUAAAUCAGUCGCCAUACUCUCUUCAGUGUAGAUUGUUCUGGCUUGUUAUGGAAAUUUCUGGAAGUUUCCGAACGGUUUAAAUUGACACUAAACGGGCGUGUCGCAGACUUAAAACGGGGCACCGACCAACGGACUACUCGAGGCUUUUCCAACAGUUUGCAUUCAAACGACGGACUUACUGUCGGCCGGUCGUGGGACAGGAUGGGGAAAGACUACUACGACAUUUUGGGAAUUAAAAAAGACGCUUCCGAGGACGACAUAAAGAAAGCUUAUCGUAAGCAAGCUCUUCGCUAUCACCCGGACAAGAACAAGUCGCCAGGAGCUGAGGAUAAAUUUAAAGAAAUCGCCGAAGCUUACGAUGUCCUGAGCGACCCAAAGAAAAAGGACAUUUACGACCGAUUUGGAGAAGAAGGACUGAAAGGAGGUGGACCAUCUGGUGGUGGCGGCGGUCCUGGCAACUUUAGCUACACGUUCCAAGGCGACCCACACGUCAUUUUUUCAGAGUUCUUCGGUGGUCGAAAUCCUUUUGAGCAAUUCUUUGGUGGGCGCAAUGGUGGCAUGGAUGAGGACAUGGACACUGAUGACACCUUUGCCCGCUUUGGAAUGGGUGGUAGCGGCUUCCCUCGCUCCUUCAGCUCAGGUAUGGGAGGCUUUGGCGGUCACAGUAGUGUUGUGAAGAAACAACAAGACCCCCCUGUGGUCCAUGAUCUUGGGGUGACCUUGGAAGAAGUACUGUCUGGUUGCACAAAGAAAAUGAAGAUCUCGCGCAAAAGGGUGAAUCCCGACGGGCGAACGCUUAGGAGAGAGGAGAAAAUCCUGGAGGUUCAGAUAAAGAAGGGAUGGAAGGAAGGCACUAAAAUCACGUUUCCCAAAGAAGGGGAUGAAACCCCGACAAACAUUCCAGCUGAUGUGGUGUUCGUGUUAAAGGACAAACCGCAUGCUGUGUUCAAGCGUGACAACUCUGACAUUGUUUACACAGCCAAGAUCUCACUUCGAGAUGCCUUAUGUGGCUGUACAGUCAACGCGCCUACACUUGAAGGCCGAGUCGUAACAGUGACAUCAACAGAUGUGGUGCAGCCCGGGAUGAAAAGGCGCAUUAGCGGAGAGGGGCUGCCGUAUCCUAAGCGUCCAGACCGUCGAGGUGACCUGAUUGUGGAAUAUGAGGUGAAAUUCCCUGAACGGCUCAGUCAAAGUGCUCGGGACACCAUCGCCUCAGUUCUUCCUCGGUCGUAAACGGGCCAAAAUGGACUUAAGCCCUUUCCCCACAUUGAAGCUGCCAAUGUUAUUUUUCUUUUAGUUUAUCACCACAUGGGAGACAAUGUUGUAGUAAUGUUCUCUAAUACAAAUGGGAUGUAAUGCCCACUCACCCAUAUUGUAAAUGCCACAUUGGAAUCUGUAAGAUAUUACAGGCUUGGUUGUAAAUAUAGCCAAUAUUAUUUGGUGUUAAGUUUUAUGAAGAUUAUAUUUUUUGGGUAUAUUUGUGUAUAAAGAGUGAAUCUGAGGCAUUGUUAAAAGGAAUAAAGAAUGGGAGUAUUUGAUUGUCUGUAA